Aspergillus piperis CBS 112811 is the source of this 7599-nucleotide messenger RNA. RefSeq names its product putative polyketide synthase. Bases 1 to 7599 code for a protein of 2532 amino acids. Gene Ontology annotation, molecular function: phosphopantetheine binding; fatty acid synthase activity. The record is from RefSeq and is a predicted model, not a curated record. Lineage: Eukaryota; Fungi; Ascomycota; Eurotiomycetes; Eurotiales; Aspergillaceae. The transcript is spliced from 4 exons. Gene Ontology annotation, biological process: fatty acid biosynthetic process; secondary metabolite biosynthetic process.
AUGCCCACCAAUUCGCCUCCACCCCAACAACAGCAACAACAACAACAUCAUCAUCCCCAACAUACCACCCUCCUCACCCAACUGCAACAAUCCAAAGAAAAAACAAGAAUCCUUCUCUUCGGCUGCCAAUCCCCUACCUUCACACCCACCCAAUUCCACCUCCUCCGAGAUACCAUCCACUCCCAUCCAGAGAAUCACUGGGUGCUGGACGCUUUCGCCUCACUUCCAGAUUAUUUCCACCACUUCAACACCUACAUCCCUUGUCUCCGGCAACGCCUCCCAAACACAGAGACUAAGCUCCGCGAACUCUGUCGCUGGGUUUUAGGUCCCAAUGUGCAGAUUCAAGAGGAGUGGUUCCCCCUGCCGUAUGUAUUGCAUGCGCCGUUGUUCAUGGUGGGGCAUUUGGUGCAGUUUGGGGAGUUUUUGAGACUUCAGGAUUGGGGUAAAGGGGGCGGGAAUGGGGAUGGGGUGGAGAUUGUGGGCUUUUGUAUUGGGUUUUUGAGCGCUGCUGUGGCGGCUGCCACCGUGGCUGAAGGGAAAGGGCUAGAUGGGUUGAAGGUUUGGGGGGCGGUUGGGGUACGGUUGGCGAUGUUGCUUGGGGUUAUGGGGGAUGCGAUGGAGGCGGAGAGGAGGUUUACGUCUGUUACUGUUGGGUAUGGAGAGGAUGAGGGUGUGUUGGAGGGGGUGCUGGGAAGAUUUCCUGAGGCGUACGUCACGGUUCGAUAUGAUGAUAAUCGUAGCACGAUUAUGGCUCCGAGGAGUAGUCUCUCUUCCCUACUACAAGCCUUGCAUGGCGUUGGACUUUCGGCUGCCCAUAUCGACUUUAACGGCCGAUACCACUGGUCCGGACACCAUGAUACCCUCGAUGCGCUCUAUGCUCUCUGCGAUGCACAUUCUACGCUGCAGCUCCCUGAUGCAUCCCAGAUUAAGCAUCAAACAUGGCCGAACAUCACCGGCGAGCCUAUACAGUUUGGGCCCCUCCACCGCCUUGUCCUACAAUCCGUCCUCUCCCAGCAGUGCAUGUGGUACCAGACAUUCUCAUCAAUAUACCACUCACAUCUACAAAACACCAACGCGAUCGUGAUAGAAUUCGGCCAUGAGCGCUGCAUCCCUCCUUCCUUCCACCGCAAUCUACGCGACCGUAUCAUCCACUUCGACGACCUCCAGCUCGACAUCUACCCCCGAAUCAUCUCACCAUUGCACCCGCCUCGCAUUUACGAUGACGAUAUCGCAGUAGUCGGAAUGGCAGUUCGCGUCGCGGGCGCAGACGACCUCGACGAGUUCUGGCAGUUGCUCUGCGCUGGCAAGUCCCAGCAUGGGAAGCUCCCUCCGGAGCGAUACAAAGACUAUGAGACGCCGUGGCGGCCAGAUGCCACGACUCGGCCCUGGUUGGGGAAUUUCAUCUCCGAUAUCGAUGCCUUCGAUCACAAGUUCUUUAAGAAGGUACCCCGAGAGGUGAUGGCCCAAGAUCCCCAGCAGAGGCUGCUUCUUCAGGUGGCGUAUCAGGCACUGGAACAAGCGGGAUACUUUCCUCACAAGAAGAAUAUCACUAAAGAGAUAGGAUGUUAUGUAUCUUGUUGCACAGUGGACUACGAACAUAACGUCAACUGCCAUCCAGCCAGCGCCUACGCCGCCACAGGCCUGCUGAGGAGCUUCAUCGCCGGCAAACUGAGUCACUACUUCGGCUGGCGCGGACCAGCUCUAUGUAUCGAUACGGCGUGCUCCGGAUCUACUGUCGCAUUACACCAUGCGUGUCGAGCCAUCAUGAACGGCGACUGUAAGGCAGCCUUAGUCGGCGGAGCGAACUGCAUCACUAGUCCGCUGGGAUUUGACAACCUGAAUGGCGCGUCGUUUCUCUCUCCCACAGGGCCAUGCAAACCAUUCGACGCUAAGGCGGACGGGUACUGCCGCGGCGAAGGGGUCGCGGCGAUCUUCAUCAAACGGAUGUCCGAUGCGGUCAGAGAUGGGGAUCAUAUUCUGGGAACGAUUGCUGGUACAGCCGUCGAGCAAAAUGAUAGUUGUACUCCUGUCGUGGUGCCGCAUGCGGGAUCGUUGGCAGGGUUGUUUGAAAAGGUUACGAGACGAGCAAGGAUUCAUCCACUACAUGUGUCGGUUGUGGAGGCGCAUGGGACGGGCACGCAGGCGGGGGAUCCGGCAGAGUAUGCCAGUGUCAGUGAGGUAAUGGCUGGGAGUGUGAGGAGGAAGGGGAGGCUGUCGCUGGGAUCGGUGAAAGGCUUAGUAGGGCAUACAGAGGGGGUGUCGGGGAUGGUGGCGCUGGUGAAGGUGCUGCUGAUGAUCCAUGAGGGGAUGAUCCCCCCGCAGCCUGGCUUUGAGAAGUUGAACCCGCAUAUCAAGGCUGAUGGAAUGAUUAAAAUUCCCACCGCGUUAGAAGGUUGGGCAGAGGAGUAUCGCGUCGCGUUAAUUAAUAACUAUGGGGCAUGUGGGUCGAAUGCCUCCGUUGUGGUUACGCAGGCUCCUGUGUCUGGGGAGCAGGUCAGUACUGUGCAUCGAGACGGGCUCUCACUGCCGUUCAGGUUGUGUGGGUUGGAUGAGACUAGGAUCCGCGACUAUGCGCGACGACUGCGGCAGUUUCUGCAGAGAAAGGCACUGUCCUCAAAACACGCCUCUUCCUUGGCUAAUAUCUCCUUUAGCGCCUGUCGCCAAAUGAAUCCGACGUUGGACUGUCAACUUGUCUUCAGUUGCUCAUCGAUACAUGAACUGGAUGCAAAACUAGCUUCUGUAGCCGACGGGCAGGACAUACUGUUCAUCCGGCCGAAGAAGCAUGUAUCCCCCGUUGUGCUCUGCUUCGGAGGCCAAGUGUCCACCUUCGUGGGCCUAGACCGCACCGUUUACGACACCAUGCGCGUGUUCCGCGACCAUCUGGACGAAUGCGACCGUCUACUUCGGCUAUCUGACUAUCCCAGCCUCUAUCCCAGCAUCUUCGAGCACACCCCAAUCACAGACCACGUUAAGCUGCAAACACAGCUCUUCUCACUGCAGUACGCGUGCGCGCGCUCUUGGAUGGACUGCGGUGUUCUCGUUUCUGCCGUUGUUGGCCACAGCUUCGGCGAGCUCACAGCCAUGUGCGUAUCUGGCGUAUUAUCUCUCGCAGAUGCAUUGGCCUUAAUCGCCCACCGCGCUCGUCUUAUCCGUGAUAAUUGGGGCACCGAUCCCGGCGGGAUGAUAGCGGUCGAAGGCGACCAGGUGGAUAUCGACGGUCUUCUAAGCCAGUCUACGAAGGCAACACCCACUGGCGUAGCCCCCGUAGGCAUUGCUUGCUUUAAUGGUUCUCGUAGCUUCACACUCGCUGGUCCCACAGUAGCAAUAAGCGUAGUCCAGCAGACUCUCACGACGCACCACACGUUCUCGCGUCUCCGGUGGAAGCGACUAGAUGUCACCAAUGCCUUCCAUAGUACAUUAGUUGAGCCUCUCAUGUCUGAUCUGCACAAAAUAACGCAGGAAUUGACGCUCAGCGAGCCGCACAUCCACCUAGAACGCGCGACGGAGCAUGCGGUAUCCGGUUUGCCGCCUAAACGUAUAGUAGCAGAUCACCUACGGCACCCUGUGUAUUUCGGCCAUGCUGUUGAGCGUCUGGCUGCGAAGUACCCCUCUUGUCUCUGGCUAGAAGCGGGUUCCGGAUCAACAAUUACGCUGAUGGUUAGUCGCGCUUUAGAGGCCUCCAGCCCGAAUCAUAAAUUCCAAGCUGUCAAUAUCACCGGGCAGAACGGUGUCGGCGACUUGACGGACGCCACGAUAGGCCUUUGGAAAGAGGGUGUGCCCACUACGUACUGGGCACACCACUUCACCCAAACCCCAGAUUACGGCAUUAUAUUAUUACCGCCGUAUCAGUUUGAGAAGAGUCGACAUUGGAUGGAUAAUAAGCCUUUGCCGAUAGUUACACCUCAACAGAUCAAUUCUCAAACAUUAUCUGGUCAUGUAGGCGCGCGGACAACUCCUCUUGCUCCAGCGUCGCAUAUGCUGGACAACGUUGUAGAAGCACUGCGGAGCCUGCCAGAAGGACGAGGGAAGAUUCCACAAGUGCGGAAUGUAACAAGCGAUGCACCACUUGGGCUUGACAGCCGAGAUGUCUAUAUCCUGCUGCACCGCCAGAGCAAGGAAAAAUUCAUCUGGGAUAUGAAAUAUAUCAGCGAAGAUAGCCAGAAAGGUGCUCGCUCUCAACUGGAGCAUUGCGUCGCCCAGAUAAAAAUGUUUGAUCCCGACGACGCUGACCUUUCUUCCGAGUUUGCUCGCUACGGUCGCCUGAUAAAUCAUCGACGCUGUCAGGAACUUCUCAACGAUCCAAAUGUAGAUGAUGUGCUGCAAGGCCGCAAUAUCUACCGAUACUUCUCCGAAGUCGUUGACUAUUCUGAGAAAUAUCGCGGGGUGACAAAACUAGUAGGCAAAGGGCACGAAUCCGCCGGGCGCGUAGUCAAGAAAUAUUUAGCUGAGACUUGGGCUGACACAUUCCUCUGCGACUCCUUUAGCCAGGUUGGCGGGUUCUGGGUGAAUUGCAUGACAGACCGGUUGCCAUCGGAAAUCUAUAUCGCUAGUGGAAUGGAACGGUGGAUGCGCACGCCGUUGUACGCGGACCCGGAGACACCGCGACCGGAAACAUGGGAUGUUUUAGCGACACAUGAGCAAUCGGAUGGGUUUUAUAUCAGCGAUAUCUUUGUUUUUGAACCUUGCAGUGGUCGAUUGGUGGAGAUAUUCACCGGCAUGAAAUACUCGCGUGUGCCGAAAGCGAUGUUCUGCAAGAUCCUUGCCAGGUUGAACUUGGGCGAUUCCCAGAACGACCGGGCGCCACUGGCAGAUAGAAAACAAAAACACAAGAAUGCGGAUCUGCCCGCACGCAUCAAGUCGGUGGUGGCUGACUUUUGCGCCGUAGACCCCAGCGAAAUUCGCGAUGAUAAUAACAUAGCAGAUGCGGGCGUGGAUUCUUUGAUGGCGAUGGAAAUGGCGCGAGAGUUGGAAGAAGCCUUCAACUGUACCCUACCAGCCACGGCCUUGAUGGAGGCAGAGACAUUCCGCGAGCUUGUCGUUGCAGUGCAGAAAGCGAUGGGAUUAGACAUCAAUAACCAAGAAGAGAGCAUUGAUAGCAACACUACAUCCGACAAUGGUGGCCAAGAUACCGAUUCGGUCGAUGUGUCUUCUGAAACAAAUACCAGCGCCAGCACAGACACCACAGAACUCCAUUUACCUGAAGAAAUUGUCCUAAAGGCUUUCGGUGAAACCAAAGCCUUAACCGAUCAGUUCCUGUCGGAAAAUCACUGCAGUGGGCGUGUCCACAACUUCAAUCCUCUCCAAAUGCAGCUCUGCGUCACCCUCACGCUAGAGGCGUUCGAGGUUCUAGGCUCGCACAUACGCAUCACGCAGCCAGGAGCACAUCUUGACCGCAUUCCUCAUGACCCCCAGCAUCAAGAGUUGGUCGACUACUUAUACCGACGGCUAGAAGAAGCCCGUCUUGUGGACAUGGAAGGGACGGUCGCGAUCCGCACAGGAGUCGCAUGGACCGACAAGUCUAGUGCCACAAUCCUAGAAGAUAUUAACCGUAGCUAUCCUGAAUUCGCAGGUGCUAGCAAGCUUGCCUUCUACACAGGGAGCAAGCUGGCUUCUGUCCUGCGCGGUAACCAGGACGGCCUUCAGCUUAUCUUCGGAACCAAAGAGGGACAAGAACUUGUUUCCUGGAUGUACGGCGAUGAGUCUCACAAUGUCACCGGGUACAAGCAAAUGUUGAAUUUUAUUCAGCGUCUGGCGAGUAAACUUGACAAAAACUCAGGGGGGGCACUUAGGAUCCUCGAGAUGGGUGCCGGUACUGGGGGUGGUACCAAGUGGCUGCUUCCAGGUCUCGCUAAACUUGGAAUUCCUGUUGAGUAUACGUUCAGCGAUAUAUCGCCUGCUUUCUUGGCUCAAGGUCGUCGGCGGUUCAAAGACUACUCAUUUGUAAGGUAUAGAGUGCACGAUAUAGAGAAGGCGCCAGCCGAUGAUCUCGUCGGGACCCAGCACAUCAUUAUCGCGAGCAAUGCUGUGCAUGCGACAUCAAACCUUCAAGUCUCAACUAGUCAUAUGCGAGAAGCAUUACGGCCUGAUGGGGUGGUCAUGAUGCUCGAGAUGACCCGACCGCAAUUUGCCAUUGACAUAGUAUUCGGACUCUUUCGCGGUUGGUGGGUGUUUAAUGACGGCCGCACUCAUGCCAUUACCAGCGAGCGACGCUGGGAGACAGAUUUGCAUGCCGUUGGGUAUGGUCAUGUCGACUGGACAGAUGGUUAUUCACCGGAAGUGAGUGUUCAACGCGUCAUUUUUGCCACAUGCACGGGAAAUCAAAACGCACGUCUGCCUCUGGGCCCAAAACCAGAAAGCAUAGAUCUUCUCGUGGGAAUUGACUCCGCCGCUCGUAGACAAACUACUGAUAGAUACAUUUCGCGCGCUAUUGAAGGUUUCAUGGUUCCUGUACCUGGUGCAGGGACUGUUUCAGGCUCUGUAGGGGUGUUGGUCACUGGAGCCACUGGCAGCCUGGGUAGUCAUCUCGUGGCACACCUGGCUCGGAUGAAGAAAGUUGAACGCAUUUACUGCAUCAACAGAGGUUGUGUGGAGCAACCAAUGCAGCGGCAAAGACGGGCACUGGCCGAUCGCGGCAUAACUUUGACUGCAGACGAGUGGGACAAAGUGAGAGUUCUUGCCAUGGAAGAUGGAGAGUCAUUCCUAGGACUUCCAAUUGAGCAGUAUGAUACAUUGAAGAGAGUUAUAACGCAUAUUAUCCACAACGCUUGGCCCAUGAAUGGAGCAAAGAGCGUAGCGGCCUUCGAAUCGCAGUUUCGGAUGAUGAGAAGCUUGGUUGAUUUAGCUUGCGAAAUAUCUUCGCUUUGUUCGCCUGACGAUCGCAUUGGGUUCCAGUUUAUAUCAUCUAUCGGAACAGUCGGUCAUAGCCCCUUGUUGACUGGCGAGGCAACUGUCUUAGAAGCCCACGGCACGAUCGACUGGGCAUUGACUAACGGUUACGCGGAAGCCAAAUUUGUCUGCGAGCAAAUCCUUCUCCAGACCUUAUGUCAACACCCUCACCGAUUCAACGCAAUGGUAGUGAGACCCGGACAAAUAGCAGGAUCAUCCACAAGUGGGUACUGGAAUGCUGUAGAGCACUUUCCGGCUCUCCUUAGAUCCGCCGAAACAUUGAAGAUCCUCCCUUCAUUGGAUGGGGUGCUAUCCUGGACACCGGUGAAUAUCGUUGCAGCCACCCUAUCGGACCUUCUCUUUACAAAAGAUCCCCACUCAAUAUACCAUAUUGAUAAUGCGGCCCGUCAGUCGUGGUCUGAUAUGAUAAGGCUCCUCGCGCAAGAGUCGAACAUUCCACCGGACAACAUUAUUCCAUUUCCCGAAUGGAUCCAACGAGUCAAAGAAUUCCCCGGAACGCGAGAAGACAACCCUGCCAGUGUGAUGACAGAUUGGCUGAGUGAUAAUUUUGAGCGCAUGUCGUGCGGGGGGCUGUUGCUGGACACUUCGCGUGCACGCGAAAGGUCGCCUUCGCUACGGGCACUGGGCCCUGUGGGCGAGGAGGUGGUGCGUCGGUAUAUUCAAAACUGGAGGAAAACUGGUUUUCUGCAUUGA